CAUUUGCCCAUUUGUCCGUUUCGCCUCGUCGUCGUGGGGGCAGUGCACGCUCUUCGCAGGAGGGAGAGAGGCAGGAGAAAUUUCGGGGGUUUCGCGUUGCGGCGUGGAUGGGGGCGUCGGGCAAGUGGAUCCGGACGCUGGUGGGACUCCGGCCGGCAGCAGAGAGGGAGAGACCCGGCGCCGUGGCGAAGGGGCGGAAGUGGAGCCGGCUGUGGCGAAGCUCGUCCUCGCAGCGGGGGAGCAGCGCGCCGGCGUCGGAGGCGCCGUCCGAGGCGUCGUCCACUGCCGACAUGCUCAGCAGCUCUGUCGUCGCGGCCGUCGUGCGCGCGCAGCCCAGGGACUUCCGCGUCAUCAGGCAGGAGUGGGCAGCCGUCCGCAUUCAGUCCGCCUUCCGCGCAUUCCUGGCUCGGAGGGCGUUGAGGGCACUGCGGGGCAUCGUGCGGCUGCAGGCAUUGGUGCGCGGCCGCCACGUGCGCAAGCAGCUCUCCGUGACGCUCAAGUGCAUGAACGCGCUCGUCAGGGUCCAGGAGCGCGCGCGGGAACGCCGCUUCCGGAUCUCCGCGGACGGCCGCCACUCGCAGGACAUCCUCGACGACCGAAGCGGCCUUGCUGAUCCUGUCAAGGAAGCAGAGGCAGGAUGGUGUGAUAGUCAAGGUACUGUGGAUGACCUAAGAUCAAAGAUGCAUAUGAGGCAUGAGGGUGCGGUAAAGAGAGAAAGAGCAAUUGCUUAUGCUCUUUCCCACCAGCGAAGUUCAAGCCACAGUGGAAGACCCAGCUCCCCUGCUGCAUCUCUCAGGAAUCAUGGAACUGGCAGAAGCAAUAAAGAUUGGAGCCAUUUGGAUGGGUCGAUGGCGACGAAACCAUGGGAGAGCCGCCUGAUGGAGCAGACCCACACCGAACACUCGAACAAUUCACGGUGUUCAGAAAGCAUCGAGGAGAUGAACGCAGCCAGCUCAAAGCUCUCAGAUGCAAGCUCAGUCAAAGUCAGAAGAAACAAUAUGACGACAAGGGUGGCAGCAGCUAGGCCGCCUCCUUCCACAAUCUCAGCUUCUUCGUCAGAUUUCGUUUGCGACGCCAGCUGCUCCCCAUCGACUUCCUCCGUCACCCCAGCCGCCUCUGGCACCAGUUUCCUAACAUCAGACAGAAGGUCUGAUUACGGGCCGAACUACAUGAACUGGACUAAAUCUGCGAAAGCAAGGUUGAAUGGUUCUGGCACAGCACAUAGGCUACCGCUCCAAAGGCAACGAUCUUCUGAUCUGCACCACCGCAUCAGCAGGAUAGCGCUAUCUUCGGCAGAUGCUCAAAGCACCGCUGGAUCGGAAGUUUCGGUUACUUCUAAGAGGCUGAACAGUCUGACUCUGAGAGGUCGAGGCGCUAGAAGAAGUUUGGACAGGAAGAACGAUGACCAGCCUGUUGCCUUGUUUUAAAUCCUACUAGUCAUGUUUAUUUUCAUGACGCUAUGCGCGUUAGGCAUGUUCAUGCUGACUUGUAUGUAUGCUCUGAUUUCAAUGCCUCGUUGCUCA
Molecule: messenger RNA, 1523 nt
Organism: Zea mays
Lineage: Eukaryota; Viridiplantae; Streptophyta; Magnoliopsida; Poales; Poaceae
Product: protein IQ-DOMAIN 1
Exons: 4
Coding region: 108-1427 (439 amino acids)
Molecular function (GO): protein binding
Source: RefSeq, marked validated